This is a messenger RNA of Syzygium oleosum, 1241 nucleotides long. Its product is annotated as transcription factor MYB82. Gene Ontology annotation, cellular component: nucleus. Gene Ontology annotation, biological process: cell differentiation. Gene Ontology annotation, molecular function: transcription cis-regulatory region binding. Lineage: Eukaryota; Viridiplantae; Streptophyta; Magnoliopsida; Myrtales; Myrtaceae. The coding region runs from base 425 to 1000 and encodes 191 amino acids. The transcript is spliced from 3 exons. The record is from RefSeq and is a predicted model, not a curated record.
UUUCCUUUAAGGGGAAAUGCCACACACAAAAACAGAAAAGAAAAGAAAAGAAAAGAAGAAGCACGAGAGUGAUUAAACAGAAGAAGAGGGGGUCCCUCUCACUUCCACAUUCACAAGCAAUUGGAAAUCUGGCAAAUGGUGUGAUCCAUGGCAUGCACGAGUGCCUCUUCUCACUUUUCCUCAGGAUCACUUUCAGUUCCACCCACGCACACAAAACACACUUUCUCUAUCUAUAAAAUCCUUUCACAUUUUACCUCUUUCUAACAGCACACUUAUUCCCACGAGAGAGAGAGAGAGAGAGAGAGAGAGAGAGAGAGAGAGAGAGAGAGAGAGAGAGAGAGAGAGAGUAUGAAGGCAAGAGUGAUCAAGAAGGGCUUGUGGAGACCAGAAGAGGAUAUGAUGCUGAAACAGUACGUCGAGACGCAUGGUGAAGGCAACUGGGCAGUUGUCUCUCAAAGAUCCGUCAGGUUUAAAGAGGGGAGGCAAGAGCUGUAGAUUGAGAUGGAAGAAUUACUUGAGACCAAACAUAAAACGAGGUGGGAUGUCCCCAGAAGAAGAAGAUCUCAUCAUCCGCAUGCAUAAGCUUCUCGGCAAUCGAUGGUCACUAAUUGCUGGGCGGCUUCCCGGUCGUACGGACAACGAAGUGAAGAACUACUGGAACACCCAUUUGACCAAGAGACAAAGGAAAAACAUCGUCUCUAAUGGACGCCGCGAGGACGAGAACAUCCGCACCGCAUUGGCCGCCGAUGCAACCAAGGACGUACCGUGUCCACAGUCCAUUACUCCUCCACCACUAGUUCACAACGGAAGCAAUGACCUCGACGUAACAGAAUCGACGACGACGGGAAGGAAAGAAGAGAGACUGGAAGACGGAGAGAGAUUCGUGUACGGCUGCGACAUGGGAUCGCCGCUGUCGAUGCCGGUGAGCAAUUAUUCCGCGCCACUUGUCUUUGAUGACGAGCAGCUUGUGCCCUGGUUGGAUUCCUUUGUUUUUGUCUGAAGCGUUUGGAUUGCAAAGAUAUGAAGAGAUUCAGGUGUGAUGUGAUACCUGUGCUGUUGUUCAAACGGUACAUCAUCAACCCUCGACUAGACUAAGAGAUUUGUGGCCCGGAUGACUGAAAUGUGAGCUUCAAUUUAGGAAAUCGAGCAUCACUUUUUCGCUGGCCCUAUGAUAGCAAGGACGUUUUUUCUUUGUUAUGAUUGGACUUAUUGAUGCACCUUUAGCAUAUGCAAUAUUCCAG